AUGAACGCCGCUCCCAUCUCGUCGCCCAUCGCCCGCCACGGCAGCGUCUCGGCAGCCUCGUCGACGGCAUCGCAAUCAUCGCCAUCGCAGCAAGUCUUUGUGCCUCCCCAGCCGCAACAGCACCGCCAACAAUCGGGCGGUACCGAGACUUUCCUGCGCGACUUCAACCUCGUGGCCGAGGCUGCUAAACGAGCACAGAUGGCUUGUCUCAUGCGAGAUAUGGAGAGUUGUGGACUUUCAUAA
This is a messenger RNA of Pestalotiopsis fici W106-1, 243 nucleotides long. RefSeq lists its product as uncharacterized. The transcript has a single exon. Bases 1 to 243 code for a protein of 80 amino acids. Lineage: Eukaryota; Fungi; Ascomycota; Sordariomycetes; Amphisphaeriales; Sporocadaceae. The record is from RefSeq and is a predicted model, not a curated record.